Molecule: messenger RNA, 683 nt
Organism: Saccostrea cuccullata (small rock oyster)
Lineage: Eukaryota; Metazoa; Mollusca; Bivalvia; Ostreida; Ostreidae
Product: four-domain proteases inhibitor-like
Exons: 4
Coding region: 56-607 (183 amino acids)
Molecular function (GO): protein binding
Source: RefSeq, a predicted model, not a curated record
GAAUUUCGUCAAAUGCUCACUCAUCGAUAGAUAAGAUAACACUUUGCCACACAUUAUGAUCACCAAAGAAUCUGUGUUUUUAUUGGGUCUGAUUUUAACUUCCACCGGAUGUAUCGAUCCACAAGCAAUAUGUAAUCAACUGCUAGGUAUAGACUGCAACAACUACACGCCUCUAGAAAAUGAUGAGUCUGUAUGUGGCACUAACGGAGUCCAUUACGAAAACUAUUGUCAGUUUGGCAAAGCUCGAUGUGUGGAUCCUAGCAUAGACAUUAAGCAAGUUGGGCAUUGUCACGUGCACUCAGGCCCCCAGACAUCGACCGUGCCCGCCACCACUGCCGCCGCAGUCACCACCGCCGCCCCAGCCGUUACCACGCAAGGCACCACGACGACAACGAGGUCCUUUGAAAUGCAGCUUGUUUGUGCUAACGCCAACCUUAUCACUUGCACCAAUGAAAUCAGUCUCAUUUGCGGUAGUGAUUUUAAACUCUAUCAAAACAGUUGUAAAUUCACACUGGCUAUGUGCCAGACCCCUGGACUUCACAACCUAACCCUGGCCGACUGUCGCUCACACCAGGGAAGACGGGCCGCACCCUACGUCAUACUCUGAGGAGGAAAUAGCCUAAUCAUGUCUGUAGUUUUAUUUUCGAUUUCAUUGUUAAUAAAGUUGACUUGGCUAAAUAUAA